AUGUGCGACUUUUCCCGCUAUGGAGGACCCUCCAGGGAGUGGCUUGCUGUCGAAGCGACCUUACCGAUUCCGUCACCAGUCUCCGGUUACCAUUCUAUCCUGGAACGAAGGGAUGCCACGAACGAACGAAGGGAAGCGCAGGCAUCCCAGGCCAUGAAAACGCUCGCAAGUAAAGUGGAAAUGCACGACUACAGCAUCCCAACACGCGAUGGAGACGCAAUCGAGGCGAGAAGCUACCGGUCAGUCCCUCACCACGAGCAGGCCUCGCCAGUGUAUAUGCAUUUGCACGGCGGGGGAUUCCUGUUCGGCACGCUCAGUUCCGAGGAUGCAACUUGCGCUCGCAUUGCCAUCAACACCGGCGUGGUCGUCUUGGAUGUCAAUUACCGACAUACACCGGAGUUCACGUACCCCACUGCUUGGAAUGAUGCAGAGGACGCAUUCAUUUGGCUACAUGCUCAUAUCGACGAGCUGAGAGGGGAUAGUCAGCGCAUAGUGGUUGGUGGCAUAUCCGCUGGUGGCCAGCUCAGCGCGUCGCUCGUGCUGAGAAAAAGCCUAGGACUUGCAGCCAACAAUUUGCCAGGCAUAGCAGGUCAAGUCUUGAUGAUCCCUUGUCUGGUCCAUAUGGAUCUAUAUGAAAGGCAUCUCGCGCGAAUGAAAGACGUGUCUAUUUCAUCAUACUUUGAGAACGAAAAUGCGCCAAUACUUCCGAAGAGCAUCAUCAGAAUGUUCCUAGACUUUUUGAAAGUUCAACAUCUGGAUAUCGACGACCUGAUGCUAAAUCCAGGAAAUGCAUCCGUUCAUCAAGUUAGGGGGCUCCCUCCUACUACUUUUGCUAUUGCAGGGUUGGACCCGUUGAGGGACGAAGGGCUAUUAUAUGCGGAGACACUCAUAAAGGCUGGGUGA
Messenger RNA from Diaporthe amygdali, 903 nucleotides. Its product is annotated as alpha beta hydrolase fold-3 domain containing protein. The record is from RefSeq and is a predicted model, not a curated record. The transcript has a single exon. NCBI's taxonomy places the organism in Eukaryota, Fungi, Ascomycota, Sordariomycetes, Diaporthales, Diaporthaceae. Gene Ontology annotation, molecular function: hydrolase activity. Bases 1 to 903 code for a protein of 300 amino acids.